This is a messenger RNA of Amphiprion ocellaris (clown anemonefish), 2005 nucleotides long. RefSeq names its product methyl-CpG binding domain protein 4 (gene mbd4). The transcript is spliced from 7 exons. Bases 354 to 1778 code for a protein of 474 amino acids. Gene Ontology annotation, biological process: DNA repair. The record is from RefSeq and is a predicted model, not a curated record. Gene Ontology annotation, molecular function: pyrimidine-specific mismatch base pair DNA N-glycosylase activity; DNA binding. Gene Ontology annotation, cellular component: nucleus. NCBI's taxonomy places the organism in Eukaryota, Metazoa, Chordata, Actinopteri, Pomacentridae.
CGCUACUUCCUGUAUGUGUUUGCCAUGACUGAACUUCCACUGCUGUGUUUACAUGAGAAAGCAACGGGGAGAACAGCGUAAAAACACAACCGAAUGAGUUCGAGGUUGAUCGUUAUUCAUGUAUGUAAUCUCUGAUGAUGUUUUCGACCGAUACUGUGGACAGAGAUCAUCUAAAUCUUGCUGUUGUGAAUUCCGUGUAAAGAGGACAGAGACCAGGAAUGGCUGCUGAUGUGGAAGUAAAAAGUAACCUACUGGACAAUAAGCUUUAAGGCAGUCAGCUUAAUUUCUGGCUUCAUCGAAUUUGGAUAAAAAAAAACAGCACAACUCUCAAAAUACAUCCCACUAGCUAUGAUAUGGAGCUGGAGACCAGGAGAGACAUGGAUAACCAAAGUCACAAGGACGAGCAUGAUUCGUGGCACACUUCCACUAUGCCCCCUGGCUGGAUGAGAGAAGUGAGGCAGCGGAAAGCAGGCAAGACAGCAGGCAAGUUGGAUGUCUACAUCACAAGCCCCCAGGGACAGAGGUUCCGAUCAAGAGCAUCCCUGCACGCUUUCCUCCUAAAAAGUGGAAAUGGGAACUUAGACAUGAACGUCUUUGAUUUCACCACGUCCAAAGAUGAUGUCGCUGCUACUUUACAAAUACUCCCUUCCAGAGUAAAACAGAAGAGACGAAAGAAGAAACAUGCAGAUGGACACCAGGAGAAAACAGAAGAUGGAAAAGAAACUCUGGAUCCACCCCCAAAUAAGUCUAAAAAAGCCUCCUUCUCAGUCAUAAGUGAUCCUAAAGACAGGAAUGUAGAGAGUGCAGAAGAAACUGGCCUCGGUGGGACUGAUACUGUAUUAGAAGUUGGUGGAGACAAAACUGAUCAGACUGGCUGCUUACAAGCUGCACUUUCAGGAAAGCUGGAUGAUGCAAAGCUACAGAAGAGCCCUCAGAGAGUGGGCCUGCUGAGAGAGAAGCUGCUGAGACUCGCUCCUUCCAGCAAUCAACAAAGCAUCAUCGUUGUUCACAAGGAUGAACAGGCAGAAUCGCAGCCUUCAGUCCCGACUUUAAAAGUUGAUCCUGUCACUGAGAGCGAGAACGAAGGUGAGGAUGAGCCAGAUGCAGAUGAAACAUGGCUUCACAGCGAAGGUGACGAAAAGCCUAAUUCUGAACUGAAGGCUGAUGUUGACCGUCAUGUGGAAGAGGAGGUGUUGUUACCUGACAUCACAGAUGGGAGCUGUACACCAGCCAGAGAGUCCCAGAAUAAGUCCAAGAGUGUGGAAGACAAGCGGAUAACAAGCCCUUAUUUCAGCGGGAAACCACUCAGAGAUGGCCUUGGAGCACCCAGGAGGAAAGCCUUCAAGAAGUGGACGCCCCCUCGAUCACCCUUCAACCUCGUACAGGAAACCCUUUUCCAUGACCCCUGGAAGCUCCUGGUUGCUACUGUUUUUCUGAACAAGACAAGUGGUAAGAUGGCCAUUCCAAUAUUGUGGCAGUUUUUUGAGCGAUACCCAUCUGCAGAGGUCACCCGGGAGGCCGACUGGAAGCCAAUCUCUGAGCUAAUGAAGCCGCUCGGCCUGUAUGAGCUCAGAGCCAAAACACUCAUCCGCUUCUCAGAUGAAUAUCUGACCAAACAGUGGCGCUACCCCAUCGAACUGCAUGGCAUCGGGAAGUACGGCAACGACUCCUACAGGAUCUUCUGCGUGGGAGAGUGGAGACAGGUGACACCUGAAGAUCACAAGUUAAACAAAUACCAUGCUUGGCUGUGGGAGAACCAUGAAACUCUGGGAAUCUGAGGCAUCAUCAAGUAUGAGAAACAAGAACGCAAAGACGAUUUGCUGUGGCACAAACAAGAAAAUCAGUUAACACUGUAGUUCUUGAACUAUAUUAGCAUUAUGUUGAAUUUGCAAUUUUAAAGCUGCGUUGCUUAAAAAUUAUGCAUUAACAUUCCAAAGAUAAACUUUCUUUUAAAAAGUUUUACUCCAUGUUGAAUAAAGUGUUUUAAGUGGUUUAAAAGUUGGAA